Protomyces lactucae-debilis is the source of this 1096-nucleotide messenger RNA. RefSeq names its product orotidine 5'-phosphate decarboxylase. Gene Ontology annotation, biological process: 'de novo' UMP biosynthetic process; 'de novo' pyrimidine nucleobase biosynthetic process. The transcript has a single exon. The record is from RefSeq and is a predicted model, not a curated record. Gene Ontology annotation, molecular function: orotidine-5'-phosphate decarboxylase activity. Bases 271 to 1050 code for a protein of 259 amino acids. Lineage: Eukaryota; Fungi; Ascomycota; Taphrinomycetes; Taphrinales; Protomycetaceae. Gene Ontology annotation, cellular component: cytosol.
AAUAGGCCAGUCAGGAAAGAACGGAAGCGCGUCGAAGCAGGACCGAGGAUCGCGAGCCUGGUGGAUGCGGCCCGUUCGAAACUCGCAGUUGUGGAUGCGUAGAAAGAAGAAGGAAGGACGUCGUCGCGUGGGUCUGGUGCUGGGAGGUCGUCGAGGCUGCUGCUGCACUUUUGGUUUGUUGGCGACUGAACAGCUACGGCGACUUGGACCAAGAAACAAUUGGCUCAAGGCUGGCCUGGUUGACUGAGCUUGCCAUAUACUGCUGCUACAAUGUCUGAGAGAAGCUACCAGAGACGGGCGGAAAGCUCAAAGAAUCCACUGACAAAGGCCCUGCUGCAGACCAUGCUCGCCAAAAAGUCAAAUCUCUGCGUCGCUGCUGACGUGACCACAGCAGAUGCAUUGCUCAAGCUCCUGCCUCUCAUUGGGCCUCACAUCUGUCUCCUGAAGCUACACGUCGAUAUCUUGGUCGACUUUACCCCAGCAUUCAUCGAUGCAGUCGUCAAGGCAAAGGAACAAUACAACUUCCUCAUCUUCGAAGACCGCAAGUUUGCCGACAUUGGCUCUACAGUUGCGAAUCAGUACCAGCACGGCAUCUACAAGAUUGUCGAAUGGGCAGAUAUCGUCACUGUCCAUGCAGUCCCCGGUGAGGGCAUCAUCAGUGGUCUCGCUCAAGUCGCCAAAACAGUACAAGCACCCAGAGGCAUACUACUCCUUGCAGAAAUGUCAUCCAAGGGCAACCUAUGCACGCCUAAUUAUGCGAAUGCAACCAUUGAGAUGGCAGCGCGGCAUCAGGACUUUGUCGUGGGUUUCAUCUCACAAUCAAGGCAAGCGGGUAUUUCGAGCGAGUACCUCGUUAUGACGCCCGGCGUCUCCCUGGCGAGUGCCGGGGAUGCACUCGGCCAGCAGUACGCAACACCAGCUGAUGCUAUUCAACGCGGCGCAGAUAUCGUGAUUGUUGGUCGUGGCAUUUACGGCGCCUCCGAUCCAGCAGCAGAAGUGCAACGAUACAGAGAAGCUGGAUGGCAAGCAUACCUUGAUAUCCUCUCGUAACUAAGAGCUUCAAGAUCGCUACAUGAAUAAAAUAAGCCUUGCCUUU